CGACAACAUGUUGGGAUAGAUGGCAAGCAGCGUGAUCCGAAUGAAGUUUCUGAUCUGAGCUCUCCGGACCUACGGAGUUCGUGAAAACUCGAGAGUAUUCGGAAGAAUAGAAAUCAAACAUUGUUUCUCCUGUCAUCGCCUAAAGUUAAAGGGAGAAUACCAAUAUACUGUCGAUUGAGUGAGGUUUAGUUGGGGUAACCAGCCGGGAGCUCCGAAUUUGAGGUUCCUUAUCAGCAGACGAGAUGCAUCGUUGUACAACAGCAGCGUUGCUUUUGUUAGUUAUUGCCUUAUAUUCCCUCCACACAGAAGGUAAAUAUAUAUUUAUAUUUGAGCAAUGUAAAAUGUAUGAGAAGGAGCCAGACCCUAUUGAAACGUAUCGGAAAAAAUAUGUUUUCAGCCGUUAGACAUAUUAAGCUGAUGGUAAUGAGUCAAAAAAAAUUAAAAUGUUGUGCCGCCGAAUUUCACCUGUAAUGUUUUACCAUCUCCAAAUCUGCUCCCUUUUGGCAACAGUAUAGGCUAUUGUUGUUCAUAACAGUUAUAUUACUGUGUUUGUGUUGUACAAUUGUGGCUUUGUUCGUUUAUUGCGUUAACCAAUCACCCACAGUCGGUAGUCAGACUACUUUGUAUAAAUGUUAUCCUUUAAAGGUUUUACAUUUUACCAUGAUGGUUGUUAGCCUUUUAUGCUAACCGGCGUUGGUCUUUAGCUGGUUUGGUUGAUGAGAAUUGUAAUGCCCGGGGUUGAGGAAUUGGAGAUGACUGUUGAUGAGGGAGCCUUGAAGAUGUAGGUCACACGUUUCACAGUAAACAUGAGCCUGCUUCAGCUGUUCACCUGACCACCUGCAUGAGUGUUAAACAGUCCCAGUGGCGUUGUGAAUCCACAAGCCUUGCUUUACAGUGGAGACAAUAAUUAAGUUUAAUGUUUUACAAUACAGUUACUGAGUCCUAUUCAAUCGUUCUCGUUCUCUUAGUUUUAUUUCAUACAGAUUAAGUGAGAACUACACCUGACAAUCUGUGUUAAAUCGAAAACCAUAACUGAUGUUCAGUUAUUCUCAUCAGAAAAUAUAGUUCUACUGAUGGAUAAAAACGUUCAGACCAAGGUGUUAAUUUGAACUCAAUUUUAUUGUAACACAUCUGUUUUAUUUCUUUUACAGCCUACAAGUGCAGGUGCACAAGAAAAGGGCCAAAGAUUCGCUACAAGGAUGUGCAAAAGCUGGAGAUCAAACCCAAACAUCCUUUCUGCCAAGAGAAGAUGAUAUUGUGAGUCAUUCUUUGAAUAAUUUCUGGCCUGCUCUCUCUCUCUCUCCCUGCAAUGCUUUUGUCUGCUUGUCUCAGAGAUGUCAGUCACUCCAUGUGUGCUAUUCUGUUCGUUUACCAAAUGCACUGUAACUUUUAUCAAUAUUCACUCUUUUUCUAAUCUCAUUCUCAUACUAUAUCAAAGCAGCUGAUUGACCUGUUAAUAUAUUGAUAUGGAAUCUGAUCAUGGAUAUUUUGAGAACCUAUUAGCUUAAAGGUGCCACACAUAGUAUUUUUUUGAAUUUUUGCUUGAUGUCAGAAAAUGUCCAUAAUACUGUAUAUCUGGUGCGAAUAGUGAAAUGAUAGUGUUUCACAGUAUUACUUACCCGCCUGUGUUGGGAUUGGAUGUGAUAUUCGCCUAUUGAUUUCUCCCGCCGAAGCGGCAUCUGUUGUCAAUCUGGGAAAGCUAUUCUGACUUUGUGGCUGUUAUCUAGUGAAAAUCGCUCUGUCAUUUGCUGGUUGCAAAGGUUCUACACUGUUUGCUCCAGUUUAUGUGAGAAAACAAGCACCGAAUAGUGUAGGGAAUCAUUGCACCAUCUAAAUCGCUGUGAAACAUUCUUUCUAUAACAAUAAAAUAAUUUCUUUUUUACAGCUGUUUGAAGCUGGUGCACCGGUUUUGGUCCACCUGCUUCAAACAGCUGUAAAAACGCUAAGUUUUGUUUAAAAAAAUAUUUUGGACUGCGAUUUAGAUGGUACAAUGAUUCCCUACACUAUUCAGUGCUUGUUUUCCUAUUCAGCGCUUGUUUUCUCACAUAAACUGAAAUUGAGCGGACAGUGUAGAAUUUUAGCAACCAGCAAAUGAGUGAUUUACACUAGAUAACACAACCACAAAGUUUGACAACAGAUGCUGCUCCAGUGGGAGAAAGACUUUCCCUCUUCAGAUAUGAGCGACUGUCUAACUCUUUUUGAGGGUUCUAAAUGGACUUGAAUUGCCCUAUACUAUUGCUUUUCCUUUCCCAAAUAGAUGCUGAGCUCACAUUUUAGUCAUUUUCAGUGGAAGUGGUGCUUACUUUUGUAAAAGAUCACAUACUCUUUCACCAUCUACUGUUCACUUGAGGUAUUGAACAGAAAUUUGUUCCCAUGAACGGAAAAAACAAAACCAUGAAGUCAAAUGUUGUUCUGUCCCGCUGUCAUGGAUUACAGUACAUUGCUCUCCAUAUUAUCAAAAGGCUGUAGGGUUCGUCCAACAAAGAGUUUUGUUGGCCCCUUGGACCAUUAAACUGAUAUUUAUUGCUGGGUCUUAUGUCCUGGGGCCGAUGCGAUAAAGUUUAGUUGAACACCAAACAGUUAAAGCUGGUCUAUUUGCAUAAAAUGGUGGCCGCUGGCCACUGACCUAAGUGAGAAAUGAGACUCAGCGGGCUCCGGAAAGAGUGCCCCUUCUCUCCUUUGUUGGCUGGCAUGGCUCACGUCUCAGAAUUUAACAUUCUGCAGGGCCACCUCCACUGUCACAGCAGUGCCUCCAACUCCGACCAAGAGUUAGAAAUUAACCAAAUUAACCAAGGCCUCUGUUGGCUGGGCAGGUGAAUAAUUAAUUAAGAAGCAGACAAACUAUAAGAGAUUGAUUUGAGAAGCCCCUGCAGAGCUCUGGGCACAACACACAGCACAUGUCACCGCUGGCUCAAAAAUGCCAUACAGACAGACAGUCUCUCCAACUGCUGCUCUGAAUGUCAAUGGGUUCAUCUAGCCAGGCUCAGAGAUCAUGUAUACCCAGUGCUGUUUUUAAAGCCUGUUCAUGCAGUAAUGUUGAUUAGCUGUUUACUCUUACACUCUCUCUCUCUCUCUCUCUCUCUCUUCUUUUGUUUGUCAGUGUCACCAUGGAGAACGUGUCGCGCUUCAAAGGUCAGGAGUACUGUCUGCACCCCAAACUGCAGAGCACCAAAAACCUGGUCAAGUGGUUCCGGAUCUGGAAGGAUAAGCAUAGGUGAGAGGUCAUCCCACUCCAUGAGUUGAACGGCCCCCACCAGAGGGCAAUACUGCCCGUAUUUCGACUUAAUUUCUAUCCUAUAGAGGAAAUUCUUGUUUAGGUUCCACCUCCGAAGAAUGACGCAGGCUGCUAAUACAUAUUCACGAAUUGGGGGUGGGAACGUUGUGGUGAUUUCCACAUGGAGUGGAGACAUAACAAUAAGUAACUGACAGCUGUCAGUGUAGCUAGCUAACAUGCUAACCUUAUCCACCUAGCUAAUGAUAUCUGUUGUUGCUACAGCAUAUUCAAAAUAUUAGCCAGCUGGCUAGGCUAUGGCUGGUUCUGGAGCUGGAUUUACUCCGGUUAUAUGGAUAGCCUAACUAUUGAACAGUUUGGACUAGAGGCCAGGGUGACAGCUAAGGCAUUUUCACCGAAAAUGUACAACUACAGCAUUAAUGUCUAGCUACUUAAAAUAAAAAUAAUACUCUGCUAAAAAUGUACAUAUUCAGAACACUCUCCCAAAUUCCAACUUUGGCAGACAAGUUUCAAAUUUUGAGCCACAAGCAUAAACUAGCUAGUUGGGGAAAGGCUCAUCAGGACGACUGACUGAACAGACUGAACCGAAUCCGUUGGUCUACACUCGGCUCUCGCUACGCGACAUGCCGAGUGGGCACCAGGCGUGUCCGUGUAGCUUCUCCCGCUAUGGAAAGUAUGGUUAUAGGAAUCUAUAUAGCUAAGUAAUCAUGUACUGUAUAUUUGGCUGUAUUUAACAACUUUUUCCCUUCUCUCUUCGCAGGGUGUAUGAAGCUUAAACCAUGGAUUAUGUGCACAAAGGGAACAAGUGGAAAAAAACGCCAUUAAGACUGUUUUUGUGAAGUACAAGACAUAAUCUCCAAGCAAUCAAUACUUCGUCUUGGAAUGAGAUUUAUCAAGCACAUAAGAGAUCUAGUUUGCUGGUGCCGUUUUAGUUGGCCAUCAGGCUAAUUAUUGUUACUCACUUAAAUCAUUUCAACUGUAAUAAUGGUAAUAUUUCUCCAAUGCCAACGUUCAAGGCUGUUUACCAGUGGAAGAGGAUACUGGAGGAAAUGCAGUGAGAAAGGUCCCUUGAUGAACCUGGCCCAUGGUGUUUUUUGGAUAGGAGAUGUUUGCCCUUGAACCGUCUGUUUGUUCCGGGGACUAUAGUAUGUCGAUGUCUUGUAACAUAAAGGGGUCAUGGGAUUCUUUUUAUUGUAUACUGCUAAUGCUGUAUCUUGGUGUGCUCUCCAGGAGUGUCAAGCACAACAUACUGUAUACGUGUAGGGAACUUGAUGAAGGGAAUUAUUCAUUACUCAGACCAAGCACCCAAAUGUAUAUAAAUCAUUUUGUAAAUUUGAAACCAUUCAAAGAGAAGAGAAUAGUGUACACGAGAAAAUAACAACCCAGGUCAAUGUGUAGUCAUUUUAGAUUUCAUUGGUGCCAUGCCAUUCCCAUAUGCAAUCAAUCAGUUGUAGUUUAUUAUGAGCGGUAUAUAAAGUCAACCUGUUAAUUUAGAUCUUGUAAGACAUAUUUUCUGUACCUGGUAUGAACUAUUGUAAACAGCAAUGGUAUACUAAGUUGCCCAUUUACUCUCAUUUGUAUCAUUGUCCUGAUGUCUUGUGUUUUCUUAUGGUGUUUUCUACAAAGACUGGAGUUCAUCAACAUGUUUCAUUGUAGAAGAAACUCUUCAUCAUUACCUAUGGAAAAGAAACCUUUUAAGAAAUAUCUCAUUGUACCCCUCAUAAGAAUCAAGACAUUCAAUCAUGAAAUUGUUACAGAAUAAGUGGUUAAUUAAAGAGCAUGUUCAUGAUAUUAUCCAACACUUUUUGAACGAUGACCUUUGAAAAGGUGUGAUUAUUUUGUAAACUAUUGAUAUAUGUUGUUACAAUGACAGUUGCAUUUUUAUUUCACCAAACAGAAUGUUCAAUAUACAGUUUCUUCAAAGAAUGUGCAUUCCUCUUGUUUUAUAUAUAAAUACAAAUGUUGUAAAUAGUCAUACCAAUAGCCUAUGUUAGUGAGAAUCCUUCUAAGACUUUCUAGUGUAAUUUAUUCUAUUACUGAGUUACUGUUUUGCUAUUUAAAUGUUCAUUCGGUAACAGACAUUUUAAGUAUCUGUGUUUGGACUGACCUACCAAGCACAGCAAUCAACAAGCACAGCAAUAAAAAACACUGUCUG
This is a messenger RNA of Coregonus sp. 'balchen', 5387 nucleotides long. NCBI's taxonomy places the organism in Eukaryota, Metazoa, Chordata, Actinopteri, Salmoniformes, Salmonidae. The record is from the annotation of a GenBank genome assembly.